CGGGACGAGCCGGGCAGGGAGGGAAGGGGAAAAAGGAGGGAAGAAGAGAGGGAAAAAGGGAGGGAGCAGCGGUGCCGCGGCUGCCCCCGGGACCGCACCGCCGCCGCCAUGGAGACGCUGUACCGCCUGCCCUUCGCCGUGCUUGAGUGCCCCAACAUCAAGCUGAAGCGGCCGGGCUGGGUGCACAUGCCCUCGGCCAUGACCGUGUACGCGCUGGUGGUCGUGUCCUACUUUCUCAUUACCGGAGGAAUUAUCUAUGACGUGAUCGUGGAGCCUCCCAGCGUGGGGUCGAUGACAGACGAACACGGACAUCAGAGGCCGGUGGCCUUCCUGGCGUACAGAGUAAAUGGACAGUAUAUUAUGGAAGGCCUCGCAUCCAGCUUCCUCUUCACAAUGGGUGGCCUAGGAUUCAUAAUUCUGGAUCGAUCCAAUGCACCAAAUAUCCCCAAGUUGAAUAGAUUUCUUUUGCUCUUUAUUGGAUUUGUCAGCGUGCUUUUGAGCUUCUUCAUGGCCAGAGUUUUCAUGAGGAUGAAAUUACCGGGCUACUUGAUGGGUUAGUACCUCUUGUGGUGUGUGAAAGCUCAAGCUGAAUUUACUUCUCUUCAUGAAAUGUUUAAGAAGAAACAGGAAGAAACAAGUUCCAUAGUCACCAUCAACAACAGCAAAGAGACCUGGCCAUGAGAAACAACUACAGAAGGAGUGCUUCCUCUGCAAACAAACUCUCGCUACCAAUGGCUGAUUUGUAGUACUCCAGCAAUGUUUUAUCAUUUCUGAUGUAGAGCUUUUGAAAAAGAGAAGUUACCUAGCUGAGUAUUUCUUUUAUAUCCCAACUCAGUAUGAAGUUACCUUUAGCUCUACCUAAAAUGAGUAUUUGCCAUUGACUUGACAGUUCUUUGUUGCAGGUCUGUCUCCUCUUCCCUGUGUGGCACAAUUACAUGUGUGAAUCAGAGAAGAAACACCUGAAACAAUAUUUCCAGGUUAUAAUCAGAAAAUUAGUAACUUUGGAUGUUUCACAGCUGAAAUACCAUGUGUCUGAAAUUAUUUCAAAGGCACCUUUUGCCUUGAUAUUAAUGGCUCUAUGUGAGCAAAUCCAGACGUGCACUGGGAAAGGCAAACUGUAUGAAUGUGCAUUUUUUUUUUUAAGAAAAAGUGUACAAAAGGAGCCAAAUAAAACUUAUUUUCUACAAAAUUAUUUUAAUU
Messenger RNA from Empidonax traillii (willow flycatcher), 1200 nucleotides. RefSeq names its product oligosaccharyltransferase complex non-catalytic subunit (gene OSTC). Lineage: Eukaryota; Metazoa; Chordata; Aves; Passeriformes; Tyrannidae. The record is from RefSeq and is a predicted model, not a curated record. Gene Ontology annotation, cellular component: oligosaccharyltransferase complex. The transcript is spliced from 4 exons. Bases 109 to 558 code for a protein of 149 amino acids.